GAGUUAUAACUAUUUCAUUUGUCCCCGUCAUUCAUUUCCUAACUCGGUCGGUAUCGGUUUUUCAAGAGAGCGUCUUCAUAUCUCUGGAAAGUAGGGUGGAGGGAGGUUUUUUUACCUGUCCUCAAAUACCCUGCUGGGUUUGGCUUUCCUUUCGCUUGCUCCCCAAGGCUCCUUUUGGAUAACAAGUUACUGAUCUGGCUGCAAGUGUAUCUCUCAGUGCUGGAAGUAACGCAGUUCAACCGGUGCUGGAGGAUCUUCGCUGCUUUUUCUCCUACAGUAGGUGACUCUGCAAGAAGUAGCUGAAAGAGAAGAGAUUGAACAUCAUGGCCAAUAAUGGCCUGCACUCUCCAAUCCCUUUGGGUGCUGAAGAGGAAUAUAAUAGAGUACACAAUGCAACUGGGCUCCCAGACUAUACUGAUUAUUUUGACGAAAUACCAUCAUAUGACGUAACGAUUAUUAUUAUCCUUGUCUGCAUUUUCCUCAUUAGUGUCCUUGGACUUUUAGGGAAUGGAACUGUCAUCUGGAUUCUCGGAUUUUGCAUGAAAAGGACUGCUUUCGCAACCUAUAUCCUGAAUUUGGCUGUUGCUGACCUUGGGGUCCUCCUAGGCUCAGUUCCUUGGAGGAUAAUUGUCUUCCUCGAUAAUUCUCAUUCGCAUCUUGCCAAUUUCGAUGUUUACUAUUUAGUGAUCAUAAGUGCCCAUUGCUUUUUCUCCACAAACCUCAUCGGUCAAUUUCUGCUGACAGCCAUCAGCAUCGACAGCUGUGUUUCUGUCGUCUUCCCCAUUUGGCAUCGAUGUCGCCGGCCACCCAACCUGUCCAUCAUUGUGUGUGCCAUCAUAUGGAGCCUUGCUUUCCUGCUCACUCUCGUGAACAUCCUUAAUGACAUUGUAGACUUUGGAGUAGAUUUGGUUUGGUACCAGUUGCUGGUGAGUGCUGUGUUUUGCCUCCCGCUCAUGACUGUCUCCACUCUGAUCCUCUUCAUCAAACUUUGCUUGAGAUCACAGCAGAGGCAGCAAGGAAAUGUUUUAAUAGCCAUCCUGAUGGUGCUCCUCUUUUCCCUCUUGUUUGCUUUUCCAUUUACUUUCCUUUAUUUAAUAUUUUCUUUCCCCCAUCUUACAUUUCGUAAUGCCCUACACGUUGGGGCCUUAUGCUGCUGCCUAAACAGCAGCAUUAAGCCACUGAUUUAUUUCCUGGUUGGGAGGAGAAAGAGCGGUCAAUCUAGGGAGAGCAUGAAAGUCAUACUCCAGAGGCUUUUCAAGAAGGAGGAAGGCUGCAGAGAGGAGGCCAAUAAUGUCCCAAUCCAGACCCAGGUGUGAUACAUUCAAAAUAAUCAGAGAGCUCCACAAUUACACCUCUUGCUAUGGUUCCAGUUACAGAUAGGUAGCCGUAGUAGCUGUUUUACUACAAAGGAAUUUCAGAAAUAGA
This is a messenger RNA of Podarcis muralis (Common wall lizard), 1425 nucleotides long. RefSeq names its product proto-oncogene Mas-like. Gene Ontology annotation, molecular function: G protein-coupled receptor activity. Gene Ontology annotation, biological process: G protein-coupled receptor signaling pathway. The record is from RefSeq and is a predicted model, not a curated record. Gene Ontology annotation, cellular component: plasma membrane. NCBI's taxonomy places the organism in Eukaryota, Metazoa, Chordata, Lepidosauria, Squamata, Lacertidae.